Molecule: messenger RNA, 1048 nt
Organism: Bombina bombina (fire-bellied toad)
Lineage: Eukaryota; Metazoa; Chordata; Amphibia; Anura; Bombinatoridae
Gene: COMMD2
Product: COMM domain containing 2
Exons: 5
Coding region: 134-733 (199 amino acids)
Source: RefSeq, a predicted model, not a curated record
CAGUGCACACAGAGAACCAGUCAUGUGAUUAAAAUGUCAUUUAUUCAAUUCCCCUUCUGUAGUUUGAUUCGGAUUUCAUAACCUGGGUGUUAUCCGAUCGCCUUCACAUUUUCUGUGCGUGUGAGCCGGCAUUAUGCUGCUGGUACUGAGUGAUGAGCACAGGGAACAUUUACGGAUCCUGACUCGGGUAGAGAGUACAGUUGUUGGUGAAUUUGGCAGAAUUGCUGUAGAAUUUUUAAGAAAGGGCGCAAAUCCCAAAAUCUAUGAAAAUGCGGCAAGAAAAUUAGAAGUUAGUAGCACUACCAUUCAGCAAGCUGUGGCGGGCCUUACAUACCUUCUUACUGAGAGCUCUAAACUUAUGAUUUCAGAUGUAGAUUUUCAGGACUCUGUACUUGUUUUGGGGUUCCCUGAAGAACUGAAUAAAAUUCUUCUUCAGUUGUAUCUGGAUAACAGGAAAGAAAUCCGCAGAAUUUUGAGUGAGCUUGAACCAGCCCUCCCUCACUACCAAAACCUAGAAUGGCGCUUGGAUGUUCAGCUUGCCAGCAGAAGCCUGAGACACCAAAUAAAACCCUCUGUGACUAUGAAACUUCAUCUGAAGGAAAACGAUGAGAACAGUACAAAAGUACUACAGACGGACCCUGCAACAUUACUUCACAUCAUUCAAGAGCUAGAGCAAGCUCUUGCAGAGAUGAAAACCAAUCACUGCCGGAGAAUAGUUCGUAAUAUUAAAUAAGGACCUGAAACAUGACAUCGGCAUCUCUUUAAAACAUUGUUCAAGGAAAAAAAAUUUAUAUAUAUAAUGUGUAUGUGUGUUACUUUUGCAUUUUUGUAAUUAUUUUUUUUUUUAAAGAAUUUAUCAAUAUAGGUAUAUUCAAAUACAAUGUGCAGACAUUUUCAGGACAUGUUAAAUGUUAACCCUUUUUUUUUCUUCUUCCUUGAUUCCUUCAGAUUUUAAUAAUGUAGCCGUUAUCUAGUUUUGAGUUUUGUUUAAAUCAACUACGUUAUUACCACUGUAUCUCAUUUAAAAUACAUUUGAUUUUUUACUAAA